UGAUUCUCAUGGCUCCGGUGUAGCUAGCGUCGGUAGCUAGGCUGAGAGAGGAUCCUGCAUAGAACUGUUAUCCGGGUUUACCGCAACGCAAUUUCCGUUCUCAUACUUCCUAUGUGUUGUGUAAGCCCCUUUAAAAUGCCCCGGGUCAGAGGAAUAAGCACACAACAGAGAGAAUGAAUAUGGAGAUUGGACGAAUUGGAAUUUGACUGAGCAAUAUCCCAAACAUAGACGAGAAUGAUACGAACAUGAUUAGUGACGAUGGCUUCUCCAGAAGCGAGGUCACCCAGCGGGAACCCAGAGGCAGGAGACCACUCUCAGAGAUGCUUCAUCUACUGUCGGCUGUCAUUGUCUGGCUCGUCACAGGAACCACCAUCUCCAGUCUCAACAAAUGGAUAUUCGCUGUGUACAACUUCAGGUACCCGCUGCUGUUAUCCGCCCUGCACAUGCUGACAGCCAUCGUGGUGGACUAUGGGCUGAUCAAGCUGCGGACGUUCCGACACAAAGGCUCCGGAGGAGAGCCGGACCUGUCGCACAGCGCCCGCUGCAAGGUGUUCCUGCUGAGCCUGACGUUCUGCGCUAGCAUCGCCUUCGGCAACAUGGGCCUGAACUACGUGCAACUGUCCUUCGCCCAAAUGAUCUACACCACCACGCCGCUCUUCACCCUGGCCAUCUCCACGCUGAUCCUGGGCAAGCAGCACCACAUCCUCAAGUACACCGCAAUGAUGCCCAUCUGCCUCGGAGCCUCAUUCAGCAUCAUGGGCGAGGUGCAGUUCGACCAGACCGGCUGCUUCUUCGUGUUUGCCGCCACUAUGUUGAGGGGCGUCAAGUCUAUUCAGCAAAGCAUCCUGCUGCAGGAGGAGAAGAUCAACUCGGUGUUCCUGCUCUACCUGAUGGCCAUCCCCAGCUUCUGCAUCCUGACGGUGGCGGCGCUGGCGCUGGAGAACUGGUCGCUGCUGGAGUGGCCGCGGCACUACGACGGCCACCUGUGGCUCUUCAUCGUGCUCAGCUGCCUGGGCUCGGUGCUGUACAACCUGGCCAGCAGCAGCGUGAUCGCCCUCACCUCGGCCGUCACCCUGCACAUCCUGGGCAACCUCAGCGUGGUGGGCAACCUGCUGCUCUCCCAGCUGCUGUUCGGCAGCGAGCUCACGGCGCUGAGCUACGCCGGUGUGGCGCUCACGUUAAGCGGCAUGCUCAUCUACCAGAACUCGGAGUUCCUCGGUGACUACAUGGACGCACGUAGCGCCGCCAAGGCCACGGCGAGGGCGCGGGCGGGGGGUCGGUGUGAAGACACGGAUGGGGAUGGGGGUGAGGGUGAGGGCUACCGGGGGGAGGCGGAGAGGGACCGCGGGGCGGAGGAGAAGGAGGAGGAGGAGGAGGAGGACGGAGCUUCUUCUGGAGUGUCUGGGCUGACUGCGGCGAACCACAACACGGAGAGGUUAUCUCUGAGGACAGAGCGGGAGAAGAUGGACUGAAGGGGAGGGGGAGGGAGAUGACGGUUUGAAGCGGGCUAUUGGUGGCUACCUCAGUGGGUGGUCUGGAUCUAGAGGACAAGGAGAGGGAUCGGGUUCUCGGGAGGCCAUUCAUGCUGAUGACGACAAAACCAUGUUUGGUUUUUUUAUUUGGUUUUUAAAUUUUUAAGGAUCAGAUUUUUGUUUUUGUUUACUUUACACUGUGCCAAUGUAUUUAUUUUCUGCAAUGGUGGCAAAUCACGAGAAACCGCAAAGAAGGGGGUUGGUGUGGGUGGAGAUGGUUUGUCCGGGGUCCUUCAGAAUGCUCUGAUGCCCGCGUAGCACACUGAACUGUUUGGUACCUCAUGAUGAGAUCUGUUAUACUUACCGCACUGUGAACGUGGAUGAACGACUCUAUUCGUCCACUUCUAUGGGUCUACACCUGAGGGAUAGACACAUCUACACGUCAGGGAUGGACAGAGCUGCAUGUCAGGGACAGACGGAUCCUGAAGUGAGGGACAGUUAGAGCUUUGCCUGAACAACGAAAUGGGCACCUCUAUUUUAAAGUACUGUAUUCAAGGUACUGUUCAUUUCAGACGUGUGUGUGUGUGUGUGUGUGUGUGUGUGUGUGUGUGUGUGUGUGUGUGUGUGUGUGUGUGUGUGUGUGUGUGUGUGUGUGUGUGUGUGUGUGUGUGUGUGUGUGUGUGUGUGUGUGUCACUCGCAAGCCUGUUAAGCUGGUUCAAAGGCCAGGCAGACUAGGUAACCAAUGUACUAUUGCAAUUGCAAUAGUACAUUGCAAUAGUGUGUGAGACUACACCAAUGCAUCAGUUGCGUAAUUUACAAGACUUGGUACAAGACAUUGUUGAUGUGUGGCCAGGGCGUCUCUUCUGGUGCCGGGAGUAACACAUGAUUUGCUCUGCUGCAGCUCAGAGGCCACAGAACAGCUCAGCACAGCUCCCCUCUUAAUGCAGACUAGUUAAGUUUCACGGCUUAAAAACCUUUUCAAAUAUGACUCCAAUUAGUGACCUUUUCCCACAGUGGCUUAUUAUCUUUUAUUAUUAGACCGUAACACUCUAAGGAGUCCCAACUCCAUUUCCCUGCUCUCCUCCCUGUGGAAAAGAAGACAAGGGAGGCGGAGCUUGUGAAUGCUUCUGAGGAUCUAACCAAUGAGAGCCCAGCUUGUUGAUUUUUCUUAACUGCAGGUGCCUCUUCUAGUAGUCUAUAGUCUAAAUGUAGUCCUUGGUCUGUGCUGUCGCUGAAGAUAAGACAUGAACGUGAGACUGUUUUUGUUCACGUUCUAAAUUUUGAUGCAUACAAUGCAUUUUUGUUUAUUUGAAGAAAAAUAAUGUUAUUUAUGAUGAUCUGGUCAUAAAAAUCACAGGAUAUAUAAGCUAAUCAAAUUGAACCUGCAAUCUAAAACAUGCAGUAUAAUUAAAAGAAUAAUGUUUAAAGAUUAAGAUUAUUGAAGCUUAUGCUUUAACUUUUAUUACUGAAGAUCUGUCUAUUCUGCUUGAUUAAGGUUGGUCACAGGUCAAAUAGCACAUAUGUUUCACACAGGGCUAGUGUAAAGAUUAUACAACAGGAUCCAGGAUGCUAAGGCAUCUAUAAGGAGCUUAAAUAAUAUUGCCGAUGUUUUUGUCACUUUUCAGAUGAUAUUUCUGCCUUUUCCGGUAGGGGGUGCCGUAUAAAAGCUGAUGGUAUGAUCUUUUUUCAGCCACUAGAUGUCAAACCGAUGAGUGAGUUUUGACGUUUAAUAUCCACUGUAUUCAUUAUGACACAGAGGUCUAGUUCCCCACUGAACAGAGAGUCCUGGUUGUCUCAUUGGCCGAUGUGCCAGCUUCCUUCCUUGCAAUUGGUUUAGUAGUAGACACAGCGCUGGCAGGCUCCAUGUCAGGGAAGCUCUGAUGGCUUGUUGAAACAUGAUACCAGGAUGGUGACCUUCACAUUAUGUCCCAGCAUCCUAGCCACACUAGAUCACAUUAAGUACUGGCCACUCUCGUGACCCACUAGGUAUGGGGAAGAUGAGUCAUCACAAGCCAUUUAAAAGCCUAUCCACUUAUGACAUCACGAGUCGACUGAUGCAUGAUGGUUUGAUCUUCUCCAGCCUGACUGGUUGGUAGAGUCCGCCAAUGAGGGUGCAGUGUCUGUAACCCUGACCUUUGACCUGUCCAAUACACGUCUUGGUGCAUCCCACUAUGUGAUGUCACAAAUGGAUACUUUUAGCAACGGCUUGUGAGGUCACAGGAACCUCUCACCUGGUGGUAAAGUGGGGCCUUGUAGCAUAUUCUGGGAGCAAUGUUGCCAUUAAAAAAAACAAAACAAUAAUAAGAGUAAACGGUUUUAAUACAAGAAAAUAACAUGUGAAAUAUACAAUGAAAACUAGAAUAAUGCCUCAGCUUUACAUGCUAUGGCCGAUGCAAUAAUACAUUAUUACUUAAUCAAGUGUCAACGAUUAGAGGUUGAAUGAUGUACAGAUUCUAAUGACUAAUGAUUUCCUCAAAUGUCAGGCUUGCCAAGCCUUGCCUUUUAGUUAAGUAAACACACUGCAAUGGGCAGCCACUCACACAAAGCUUAACCGAAUGUAUACACUGCUUCAAUACUUUGAAACAGUGUUUUGUCUCUCUCUUUAAGAAGGAAUACUCAUUUCAACUGACUGCAACUUUAUGGCCACAUAGAGUUAAGGAUAUGCUACCGUUAUGAUACUCUCAUUAACUUGUUUUGGAUUGUCCUGUCAUUUUUUAAAUUGGUUUCGCAACUUGUGUUUUGGUACAUGACGAUUGUGUUUGGCCAAGUCCUCCGUAGCAGCUAUGGAGAUCCAGCCUUCAACGCAUGUUCUGUGAUACGCAUUGUUUCAGUUUUCAACGUGGGUGUAUAUAGUUAUUUUAAUAUUUAUGUAUUUUACAAUAUGGCUGGCGCAAAUAUAAAAAAGUUAAACAAUGGCAAUUUUGCACCUUGUCUCUUUCAAAUUUGAAUUGUACCAGACUGUUAUUUAGGGGACGUUUUGAGGCGUAACAAUAUUCAUGAGCAUGAAAAGUAACACAUUCUUAAAAGCCUCUGUGACAGAUGUUUAUCACAUCUGCACGUCAUGGGGAAUGAAUGUUUCCCACAAUUCCCAUUUACAAUGCGUGUCUUCUCUAAAAGCCAUGACUAUACCCAGUUGCCUCAGUUGAUAACGUGGCGUUCUCACCAAGUGACAUAUGAAUUCACAGACAUUAUCCCUUCAGGUCUUCCUUACUGGAGAGGAUCUGAAAAGUAACUAAAUGCCACAGUAUCCUAGAUUAUACCUAAAUUCACCACUUGAUGGCGCCGUUUGAGAGGUUUUAUACACUUCAUUACAUAGAUGAUUCUACGAAAUAUUCAGCAUGCUGCUGAAUUGCUGGAACAUAACUAGACUAAUAGACUAUAUUUCACUAACUGGCAUCUCUUGGAGUGUUAAGUGCUGAUUUGGCUGAAUCAGAAUGCGUAGGAGAUAUACCGAUCGGUUCAUACAAAGACAUCUUGACUCCCUUCAACGCCGCGCUCCAGCCUUUGCCUCAAUAAGGCAGUGCUGUUAGCUCAUAUUCUCCUUGGUAUGAUUUAACCCAUUCAGUUCCUGAGAAUUCACAGACACUGCACUUGUGAAGACUGCACUCUUGAAGUGCCUAAGGAAUCAGCACUCCUUUAAAGGAAUGUAAAAAAUGUGAUCAUAGGGAGACAUUAAUGGGGAUAUUCAAAGUAAUACAUCCAAAGCAUACAUAUAAACGCUAGAUUAUGGCAUGUAAAUUGCCAUGUUUAAAGGUUGCCACCUUGGAGGUUCUUCUGGUUCUGUCUUACAAGAUGUGCCCGCUGUGAAGUUUGUGUAUCCUUUAGGACUUGUACAUCGGAAUGCAUUAUGGGACUUCUUUUUUCCUACCAUUUUGUGAUGAAAGUCUAUGUAGGCCUACAGUAUAGAUGACAGUUGUGUUAUUAUAACUAAUUCUUAUUAAACAUAAAUAUAUUGUAAGCUAUGCUAAUCAAAAUGUUAACAUGCCCAUUAAGUGUGACAACCUUUGACAGUUUCAAACACAAAAAUGUCGCCCCAUAAUGAUAAAUAAUUAGUUAUUAAGAAAAUUAGUAAAAAUUACAUAACACAAUUACUACCAAUAAAAUUCCUAUGCUUAA
Molecule: messenger RNA, 5589 nt
Organism: Gadus morhua (Atlantic cod)
Lineage: Eukaryota; Metazoa; Chordata; Actinopteri; Gadiformes; Gadidae
Gene: slc35e4
Product: solute carrier family 35 member E4
Exons: 3
Coding region: 246-1472 (408 amino acids)
Source: RefSeq, a predicted model, not a curated record